AUGGCCCCCUCGUGUCAGAACUGCAGCAAGACCGCGCCGGAAAUCACGCUCAAGAAGUGCGCAAAAUGCCAAUCCACGCCAUACUGCUCCCGGGACUGCCAAAAGGCCGACUGGAAGAAUCACCGGAAGGUCUGCGGCAAGGCCCAAGAAACCCAAGCCCCCAAGAGCAAGCCAUUCACGAGACUCGGUAACAAGGUCUGGCUCCACGACCGUCCCGAGUCUGAGACGUACGAGCUGCUCAUCGACGCAUACCGCCUCCGCGUCUGGGACGAUAACAAUAUCGGGAAAAGCGUCAACCAGAGCAGCGAGGGCUUCCAGCGGUUCCUCGACACCGUGCAGACGCGCCCUGGCCUGCUGCCUCCGUGGUGGAACCAAGAAAAGAGAGAGGCCUGCGAGGCAUUGGGGAAAGAUUCUUCGCACUGGUGCAACCUAAGCUCUCCCGUCACUAAGGACAGAAUCAUCCAGCGCUACGGCGACGACAAGUUCCCGAUGCAGCUUCGUAUGUUUGCCGAGCAGGUGCUGGGAAGCGGUCCAGGCGGACAAAGCGGGAAAGCGAUGCUGGCGAUGAUGGUUCGGAUGGAGGGGGGAGAACUCGCAGAUUGGAGCACAACCCAUGUCUCUGUGGCUUAA
Trichoderma reesei QM6a is the source of this 630-nucleotide messenger RNA. RefSeq lists its product as uncharacterized. The transcript has a single exon. Bases 1 to 630 code for a protein of 209 amino acids. NCBI's taxonomy places the organism in Eukaryota, Fungi, Ascomycota, Sordariomycetes, Hypocreales, Hypocreaceae. The record is from RefSeq and is a predicted model, not a curated record.